Messenger RNA from Oncorhynchus masou masou (cherry salmon), 1223 nucleotides. RefSeq lists its product as uncharacterized. Lineage: Eukaryota; Metazoa; Chordata; Actinopteri; Salmoniformes; Salmonidae. The transcript is spliced from 7 exons. The record is from RefSeq and is a predicted model, not a curated record. The coding region runs from base 6 to 710 and encodes 234 amino acids.
UCAGCAUGAAGCAGGCUAUGUGGCUGCUGGGCGUCCUGUGUCUGCAGGUCUGUCUGCUCUCCACCACAGCCUUUUCUGACCAGACAGAUGAACAGCAGCCUUACAAACCAACCAAGCCAUGGACCUCUGCCAUUCAGGACCUCUACACGAGGCGGUGUCAGAAGAAGGCCCUAAACAUUGUCAAAGACUCCAGCCACCCGAGUCACUAUCUGCUAUCGCAUGGCAAGCGGUACCGAUGCUCCAAGUCUGGAACCAACAGGGCCUUGAACAGCUUCUACCCCCAAGCCAUAAGACUGCUAAAUACGAGUUUAAGGACUAAGAGGCAGACCGAGGCUGAGGGCCAAUGCAAGAACGUUUGUCUUUCCCUCAUAGGAGAGAUGAGUGGACUCUCCGGAAUGCCUGGGCCUCCUACCGGUUGGAGUUUAAGGAUUAAGAGGCAGAAGAAAUUCAGGAGUGAAUGCAAGAAAAACCUGGAAAUGUGUCGCUCCCGCCUAGGAGCCUUGACACCCAUGAGUCAUCCUGGGGGCAGUUGGGUAAAACACCACCAAACACCAACCAAAGAGGUUAUUUCACGGAUUAAGAGUCGGGAGAAAGUCCGGAGCCAAUGUCAGCCAGUAAAAGCCAUGAAUCUGUCACUUCCGCUUAGGAGAGGAGCGCUCCUUCCAUGCACCUCCCCAUUGGGAAGGCGUAUCCCCUUUCCUGCCUCAUAGACCUCGUCCUCCUCCACUCCACCUUAGUGUUCCAGGACUUAAAGGCAGGAGAGGCAGAAGAAAGCCAAGAACAAGAACAAGCAAGAACAUACCACAAAGUGGGUGGUGUCGCAAUUGGCUUGGGUUCCAUUUUGAAGGCAGCCCAAUAGCUGCUGAAGACAUAAUCAUCUAUUCGCUACUGGAUUAUCAAUACCAAUAAUAACUACAGUGUAUGUUGGUAUUUUAUUUCUCUGUAUGCAUUUAGACUGCAAAACUAUGAUAAAAGGUCUUUGCAAAUGAAAUUGACUGUUGUUAAUAUUGUAUUACUAUAAUCAUUAGUAGUAGUUGUCAUGGUCGCCUCUGUAUGUUACAAAAUCACAUAUUAAACCAAACCAACAGCCAGGGAAGCCAAGAUCAACUCCCUCUUGUCUGACAAGCUGUUCCAAUAAGAAAGUAUAUUACUCAAUCCAAUGGAGGCUCCUCAGAUGAGGAAGGAGGGGACCAUCCUCCUCAGUGAAUUUCAGAAAAAUAAAA